Messenger RNA from Symbiodinium sp. CCMP2592, 1452 nucleotides. Lineage: Eukaryota; Dinophyceae; Suessiales; Symbiodiniaceae. The record is from the annotation of a GenBank genome assembly.
AUGUCGCAGCCUCGUCAUGGUCGCUUCGACGUGGUGAUCAUCGGCUCCGGCUUCACGGGACUGGGUGUGGCCGCUGUCUUCCACAAGAAAGAUCCCAGCCUGCGGAUUGUGUUGGUUUCCCUUGAGGAGAAACCUGGGGGCAUCUGGACUGAAGCUGCCAACACCGUUAAGCUUCACCAACAGACCUACUUCUACGCACUGCCCAACAUCCUCCAUGAUGAUGCCGAGUGCCACAAGAGCUCCGUCCACCAGGCAAUGAGCUACCAGGUCAGAACAUAUGCUGAGAAAGUGGCGCAGACCCUUGGCUGCGUGCUGAUCAAGGGCGAGGUGGUGGGGGUGUCCCUGGACGGAACGCAACGAGUGGUCCAGUAUCGGUCCGAGGGCGAUCUCAGGAGCGUCCAAGGCGACCACGUCAUCCAAGCCACGGGCUUCGACAACUACUCAGGUGUUCCACGGCUACUUGGGCUGCCUCUCGAGGUGCACUCUAGCGCCCUCAACAAGGUCACCGAAAGCCUGCGGGGGAAGCACUGUCUAGUGAUCGGCAGCGGGAAGUCCACAAUCGAUGCUGCAAAGUUCUUGAUCCAGGAAGGCAACACGGUACGGUUCAUUUAUCGUAGUGCCUGUGCCUAUGUCCGAUGGGGCUUCAACAGCCCGCUGAGCAGCAUCCUGCAGUGGCUCCACCCGUUUAUCCAUUUCACGAUGCUGGACGAGAGCGUGACACCAGAGGACUGGAAGUAUGACUAUUCGCAGGACCUCGAUUCCUUGGAUUGGUACAUCGUAGGAGAUCCCAGGACAUGUCAGCAGGUGCGUGAAAAGACCCGUGGAGGCAUCAUCCCGCUCCGCGACUUUCUCCUGAUGAAUCUCCUGCUGCACGGAUAUGGGGUCUGCGGGGAUGCCAGCCAGAUGGAGUUCUGCAAGGAUGCCGAUGGCAUGGUGAGCUGCAGUGCUUUCCCCGGUGAGAAGUUUGAUCAAGUGGUAUCCUGCACGGGCUACAGCGGUUCAAAGAGUCUCUUUCCAUACUGCCUCAGUGCAGUGACUCCAAUCACUGACUUGCAUGUGCACAAUGCGUGGAUGACAGGACACCUGUUGUACCACAUCAUGAAAGACCCGGAAAAGGUGGCGAGCUGGAACGCCCUCGCUAGCCACAAGCACCCUUUCCCCUGGCAUGGGCACUAUGCCAAAGUGCGACAGUGGUGCGCUCUGCACGUCGACCAAGUCAUCACUACAGCCAAGGAAGAGAUCGAUGUGGCCAUGCGAAAGGCCUCAGGGCUGCCUCCCGAAGCCCUCAGAAUCGGCAGCCACCGACUUUUCGCCGUCAACGCCUUGACGCGGCUUGAGCAGCUGAUAGUUUCCUGUUGCAAGCUCUGCGUGACGGCUAUGUGGCGCUUCACUCCGCCUUUGCUGAGUCGCGGCCUGCUGGCGCUGUGCUGGGGCCACCAUGGGCUGCCAUGA